AUGGAGCAGGAGGGUGUGCCUAAAUGCGAUGAGACUUCAAAGGCUGCGGCGCCGGAGAAGGAGGAGCAGGAUGUUCCGAAGAUGAGUGCACAGGAAUUUAGGGUGUAUAACCGGAUGGCGGAGCAUAUGGAUUAUUUCCACGAAAACUUCCGCCAAUCCUGGAACCUCCUCUACGACGCCUGCAAAUCCAACAAACGACCACAAGGGAUGUCAAUCCGGUCUUUCCUCUCCGUCGGCGAGCAAUUCGCGCACCACCUCACCAUCCACCACACCAUAGAGGAGGAACACAUCUUUCCCGUGCUCGCGCGAAAAAUGCCGGCCUUCAAAGCGGAACUGGAGCUGCUCACGCAGCAUAAGCAGAUACACAAAGGUUUGGAUAAAUUCGAGCUUUAUCUGAAGCAGUGUCGGAGUGGAGAGAAGGAGUUGAGGUUGGAGGAGCUGAAGGGAGUGAUGGAGACGUUUGGGACGGUGUUAUGGCAGCAUCUGGAUGAUGAGGUGAAGCAGUUGCGGGCGGAGAAUAUGAGGAAGUAUUGGAGUGUGGAUGAGAUGAGGAGGAUGCCGAUGUAA
Messenger RNA from Baudoinia panamericana UAMH 10762, 567 nucleotides. RefSeq lists its product as uncharacterized. The coding region runs from base 1 to 567 and encodes 188 amino acids. Lineage: Eukaryota; Fungi; Ascomycota; Dothideomycetes; Mycosphaerellales; Teratosphaeriaceae. The record is from RefSeq and is a predicted model, not a curated record. The transcript is spliced from 2 exons.